This is a messenger RNA of Botrytis cinerea B05.10, 1287 nucleotides long. RefSeq lists its product as hypothetical. The coding region runs from base 146 to 1057 and encodes 303 amino acids. The transcript has 3 exons. NCBI's taxonomy places the organism in Eukaryota, Fungi, Ascomycota, Leotiomycetes, Helotiales, Sclerotiniaceae. The record is from RefSeq and is a predicted model, not a curated record. Gene Ontology annotation, cellular component: fungal-type vacuole; plasma membrane.
GGGAUGGAGUAAAAAGCCCUGUGAUGCCAAUGAGUACAAGUCAUAUUUGACCCUUCAUUGUAAAGUUACCUUAUUUCAUUAUUUCACUUUCAUUUUCUCCAAAAAGAAUUCUUCCGUUAAAUUUGUGGAAAGCCGUUCAGAAGUCAUGUCUUAUUACGCAAAUUGUCUAAAAGUUUCAGACGAAUGCCCUGUCUCAGCGACACCGUUUGGAUACGCACCAUCGCUUCCAGCCAACGCUACUCUGUUGGCAAUUUUCUGCAUCAUUACGAUCGCACAAUUGAUACAAGGGUUUAGGUAUCAGACAUGGGGAUUCACAGCCACGUUCAUACUAGGAAGUUUGUGUGAGGUGAUUGGGUAUACUGGGAGAGUAAUGAUGGCAUCUAGUCCAUGGAGUCAUGUCGGGCUCACCCUCCAAAAUCUUUUUCUCACAGUUGGCCCUUUAUUCUUCCUCAAUGGAGUAUUUCUCUGCUACACAAACAUAAUUGAAACCUAUAGCACCACCCUCUCCCGCAUUAAUCCUGCUACCUACCCUCUCAUCUCCACCUCCGUCACACUUCUCCCAUUUAUUCUCCUCACCUCUGGAUCUCUUCUUCAGAGCACUUCGGCAGUCGGCUUUACCCCAUCGUUUUAUCUCUCUACCGGAUCCAACGUCGUGAUCGCAGGCUUGUGCUUCCAAUUGCUUUCGAUGAUUUGUUUUGGUGUCUUGCAUGCAGAUUACAAGAUCCAAGUUCGUGCCUACCCCGAGCAACUCAAUGCGUAUGCAGAAAACACACGCGCCUCGAGACGAUUUAUGUAUUUCUACAUUGCACUCCCAGCGGCAUUCUUGUCAGUCGGUGUCAGUGUUGUCUACAGAAUGGCUGUUUUGGGGCAAGGAUGGGGGAUGAGUUUUAUGAAGAAUGAGGUUGGAUUUAUUUGUUUGGAGGGAAUAACUGUGGCAAUUGCAGGUUAUGCAUUGUCGGUUGUUCAUCCGGGUUAUGUGUUCAGACCAACGGAGUAUAUCAAUCAUAAGAGUGCCGAGAUUAUUACUGAUGAUAAAUUGGAAGAGGCUUGGAAUUGAGCGUGACGGAAUCAGAAUUGAAUAGUCUCCUUAGAGAUAUUUGUACCGCUGACUGUAUGGCGAGUUUGGAGACUCGCCAAUUUUCAUGGCGCGUGUCGUGCGAAGAUGUGGCCUUUGAAAGCCCAUAGACAUAUUUAAGCAAGUGGAGGAUGGCGUUUUUGGCCUGUUUUUUUUUUUUUUUUUUUUUUCAUUUUAUCGUUCAUUUGAUACCGAAGUUAAUUGUAUGAAUA